Messenger RNA from Nasonia vitripennis (jewel wasp), 1428 nucleotides. RefSeq names its product zinc finger protein 888. Lineage: Eukaryota; Metazoa; Arthropoda; Insecta; Hymenoptera; Pteromalidae. The transcript has 4 exons. Bases 232 to 1287 code for a protein of 351 amino acids. The record is from RefSeq and is a predicted model, not a curated record. Gene Ontology annotation, molecular function: DNA-binding transcription factor activity; RNA polymerase II cis-regulatory region sequence-specific DNA binding. Gene Ontology annotation, biological process: regulation of transcription by RNA polymerase II.
AGAGCAUAUUAUAUAGAUACCUAUUCUAUAAUCUAUAUCCGUACCGCAGGGAAAAGUCAAAACACGUGUUUUGAUAGUAGAUUUAGAAUAUAAUUUGUUCGCUGACUCGCUUGCAAUCCGGAUCGCCAGUCACAGGCCAUAGACACUUGAACCAGUUUUACAGAUUUUUCAAGUGACCAAUGAACGACAAUAAUACCUAAGAAGUUAUAACCAAGAAAAGUGGCUUUCACGAUGGAAUCCGAUUCGAACUAUGAACCGGAGCCCGAAGAGAUCGCGGAAACAAACAAAAAACCGCACAAGUGCGAAUAUCCUGGGUGUACUGCUGCAUUUUCCAGACCUUCUCGCCUCGAACAACAUUUGAUGGUUCAUCAAAACAAGAGGCCAUACAAGUGUAAACAAGAAGGAUGCGACAAGGCAUACAGUAAUCCAUCACACUUGAAACGUCAUGCACAAUCUCACAGUGAAAUUGCAAAAACUUACAGCUGUUGCGUAUGCUCCGUUAAAAUCAGUACAUUAAGUAACUUGAAACGCCACUACAACCGAGCCCACAAUACUGAACGAGAACUGCACUGCAUGGAAUGCAACGUAUAUUUUAGAAAGAAAAAUCGUUAUGAAGAGCACAUGGCAGCUCACAAACACGAGUCUAAGUAUAAAUGUGGUAUCUGCGAAAAAGAAUAUCUAAGCCACACAAAGCUCAAAAAACACCAGGAAAUUCAUAAUAAAAUUUACGAAUGUCCCAUUGAAAACUGCCCAAAAACUUUUACAAAAUGGGCACUUAUGAUAAAGCACAAAAGAAAAGAACACAUUAAUAAGUAUCCAUGUCCAGAAUGUGGAAAGGAGUUUCUAACUAAGGCUUGUUUGAGGCUUCACGCUGAAGUUCAUUCAGAAGAUAGACCAGCUAUACCGUGUCCAUAUGAAAAAUGCACUCGUCUUUACUACUUCAAAAGGAAUCUAGAUCAGCACAUUCGCAGAAAACACAACGGUCAAAAGUUCAUUUGUGACAUAUGCAACAGAUGCCUAUCUACAAAACAGAAAUUGCAAAACCAUAUGAUCGCACAACACCUAUCUGAAAAGAAACCCUUCAAAAGGAAACCUCCAGCACCUAGAAAAGAUACUGGACAAGCUAGGAGAUCUGCGUUAUCUGAACUCACUGGUCUUUAUUUGUCUGUCAAGGCUGAAGUACAACUGAUGAAGAGAAAUCCUACAGCGUUACUGAGAGACGCGAUGGUCGAGGAAUCGGUCUCAGAAGAUGACAGAGUUUCCGAUACAAGUGCCAAAGGUGCCUAAACGUUAUGACCUAGAUUAUGAAAUUUGCAGCUUCUAUCUGCCUAAAAUAAGAAUGUACAAUAUAAAGACUGUUCUAUAUGUAUAAGCAUCGGUUAGACGAAAAAUAACCAAAUAAACGAGUUAUCUAUUUUUCUCCAAAAA